Phyllopteryx taeniolatus (common seadragon) is the source of this 3961-nucleotide messenger RNA. RefSeq names its product potassium voltage-gated channel subfamily A member 3-like. The transcript is spliced from 2 exons. Gene Ontology annotation, molecular function: protein binding; delayed rectifier potassium channel activity. Gene Ontology annotation, cellular component: voltage-gated potassium channel complex; membrane. The record is from RefSeq and is a predicted model, not a curated record. Gene Ontology annotation, biological process: protein homooligomerization; potassium ion transmembrane transport. Bases 2307 to 3893 code for a protein of 528 amino acids. Lineage: Eukaryota; Metazoa; Chordata; Actinopteri; Syngnathiformes; Syngnathidae.
AUACACGCACUGAUUUACAAUCUGAAAAGUUCUCGCAAGAAGACUCGGCACUUCCUGUUCAACACGCACGCACACACACGAGUGCAUGAAAAUCUAUGAAAAUACAUGCUGUCAGGCAGGGAUAAGUAAAACCAGCUCUAGAAGGAAUGUUCCAUAAGCCCGCAACAGCUUUUUUUAAUACCAGUUGACAUGAAAUAUAAUGAGUGUCAAUGACAAACACGUGAGGCACGGUUCGACUGGGCCACUAAACGCAACACGGCAGCUUCCCCAAUGAAAGGCACGGACGGGCGAUUGCGUCCCUCGAUGUUUACGUCAUCGGUGCAAGUUCAGUUAGGCCGUCACCUGAGCUGAACUGCACAUUAUGCGUGCUCGAGAAUCCAAAUCAAUCCCAUCCAAAGCUUCCUUGAUUGUGUUGGCCGCUUCAAUCAUUGGAAGGCACGGCGACGUCCGGUGCCAGACAAAAUAGCAAGGCUUUGUCAUUGUUUUUUGUUUUGUUUUGUUUUUUUAAGAUUCCUGAACAGCUCGCCUAAAACAACAGCACGAGCUGCUGUUCAGCACCUCGGAUAGCAACGACACCACCUCAGCCGAGUCGCCAUAAUUAUAAGCGGGAAGCCAAGGUUUCAUCCAUCUGCUUUAGGCCACCCUGACAGCCGCGAGCAGUCCAAUUUCUGUCAGGGUACUCACGAGACACAACAUUAGCCACACCCGCACACCACAAUAAUAUCCUUUAUUUAUUUAUUUUAUUUUUAAAUGUUUUUUUUUAGAGCCCACUAAAUCAAAUAGUGUCUAUCUAUUUCAUUGUUUCUUGCUAAAUGAAUUUGAUGUUUUCAUUUUGGCUUUAAAUCUGUACUGAAAUCCAUCCAAAUUCCUUAUUAACUUAAUUUGGACCCUAGUUGUACAGUGGAUUCACCUAUUUGCCGGGUUUUAUCCCUGCUUAUUCAAGAAUUUAUUAGGUUAAAAUAUAUAAUAAUAAUAAUUCAUUUUCAAUUAUCCGUGGAUUUCUGCUAUUCGUGGUGCAACCCCCCCCCAAAUAGCGGGGGUACACGGUGUAUAAAAAAAUAGUUGCUUACUGCUAUUUUCCAUGAUCUCUCAUUACUCAUAUCUAAAUUCAACUUUAUUUAUAACGACAGCUGAAACAAAGUACUAGUAACAAAUACAAAUCAAACAUACGAUACGAAACAAAUAUAAAGCGUAAAAAAACACACGCAAAAAGUAAGUUAAAAACGAUCAAAACAAAACACUAAAACAGGUGCAGAGACAAAGCCAAAGAAUAAAAGUGUGUUUUAAGAUGCACAGUGUGAGGGCUUGCCUCACGCGCAGAGCGACGCCAUUCCGAAGCGUGGGACCAGCAACGAAAAUAAAAAGCUCUCGCCACUCUGAGCUUCGGCUGGGACUUCGAUACCUCCAGAGGCAGCUGGUCAGCUGACUUGAGGCACUGAGCAUUUGGGCGGAGAAGCUCAGAGAGGUAAGGUGGCGUGAGAUCAUUUAAAGAUGAAAAUAACAAAAUCAAAAGAAUCUGAAAAUGAACUCUCACAGGCAACCAGUGCAGAAUCGGAGUUAUGUGCUCCCUCUUACGUGUUCCAGUUAAGAGGUGAGCGGCAGCAUUUUGAGCCAAAUGGAGACGUUUGCGGUAGGGCUGGCUGACUCCAAAGUGAAGUGCGUUACAAUAAUCCAGUCGAGUUGCGGUAGAGGAUGAGGUUUUGCAGUCUUUGCGGCCCUCGAACGGAAACCAGAACUCCAGUGUUGCCCUCGCAUAAAAUUAGUUUGACAUCCUUGCUUACUGCAGCGCUCUGUGCAUGAAUGCUACAAAUAUUCACAGUUGUCCUUGUAAACUCUUUUUUUUUUUGUAACAGAUCAUUUCAAAACUUUUUUUCGCCAUAAAUGUGACUUGAAAAAAAAAUUGAGAGGGGAAAUAUUUUCUUUUUCUUUUCUGUUCUUUCUUUCGUCUUCUUUUUCGUCUUCUUAGCAAUGUCGUGUUUGCGCCAAACAUUACGUACCCUUUUGUAAUCAUGGCCAAAAAGUUCAAACUUUGCUUCAUCGGAUCAUCCCAAACCCUCUCUAAAUUAUUUAAAAAAUGUUCUAUAUCCACUGUAUAUGUUAGUAUGCUAAGGCCAAUAAUAGUUCGACAUUCCAAAUUGAAUAAAUAAUGCAUGAACGUUAUCAUGACAACAAUGUCGUCAAGUUGGCUUUUCUUGAAUGACUUCCCUUUUUUUUUUUGUAAUGAUAUGCAAUGAAUAUGUAUCAUAUUCUUGUUAUUGUGGUUUUGUAGCGUGGUAAUAUUUUGGACCACGGUCUAAUUUAUUUCCAUGAGACUAUGGCGUCCAAUCUCGCGUGUACCUAAUGAUUUGGCCCUUCGCGUGCCUUUGAGCGUGUCGCGCGCGCGUGGCUGUGCGCGUGCGUGUGCGUGCGCGCGCGCGUGUGUGUGUGUGUGUGUGCGUGUGUGUGUGAGCGAGAAUGAGACAUAUGCGCGCGCGGUUGGCGGGUGUGGACGCGUUUGCGCUGGGACGGUGGGAUCCCGGAUCGUGGAUGCUGGAGCGAGCCGAGCGCGGGUCACCCGUAUGGACAUGACGGCGGAGAACCGGAACCAGAACCCGCGCGUCGUCGUCAACAUCUCGGGUUUGCGCUUCGAGACCCAGCUGCAAACUUUCAACCAGUUCCCCGAGACGCUGCUGGGCGACCCGCGCAAGAGGAUGCGCUACUUCGACCCCCUGCGCAACGAGUACUUCUUCGACCGGAACCGACCCAGCUUCGACGGCAUCCUCCACUACUACCAGUCCGGCGGGCGCAUCCGAAGACCCGUCGACGUGCCCGUGGACAUCUUCUCCGAGGAAAUUCGCUUCUAUCAACUCGGCGAGGACGCCGUGGAGAAAUUCCGAGAGGACGAAGGCUUCAUCGGGGAGGAGGAGCGCGUGGUGCCCAAGAACCACUUCCAGAAGCAAAUCUGGCUGCUCUUCGAGUACCCGGAGAGCUCGGGUCCGGCGCGGGGCAUCGCCAUCGUGUCCGUGCUCGUCAUCCUCAUCUCCAUCGCCAUCUUCUGCACGGAGACGCUGCCGGAGUUCCGGGACGAGCGCGACCCGCGGUGCGCGCAGCUCGCCCCCGAUUCCAACGCCACCGCCGGCGGCCCCUCGUCCGCGGCGAGCCCCUUCGCGGACCCCUUCUUCGUCGUCGAGACCCUGUGCAUCGUCUGGUUCUCCUUCGAGCUCCUGGUGCGCCUCUUCGCGUGCCCCAGCAAGACCUCCUUCUCCAGGAACAUCAUGAACGUCAUCGACGUGGUGGCCAUCGUCCCGUACUUCAUCACGCUGGGCACCGAGCUGGCCGAGACGGAGAGCGGCGGGGGCGGCCAGCAGGCCACGUCCCUCGCCAUCCUGCGGGUCAUCCGCCUGGUGAGGGUCUUCCGCAUCUUCAAGCUGUCGCGCCACUCCAAGGGGCUCCAGAUCCUGGGCCGGACCCUCAAGGCCAGCAUGCGAGAGCUGGGCUUGCUCAUUUUCUUCCUCUUCAUCGGGGUCAUCCUCUUCUCCAGCGCGGUGUACUUCGCCGAAGCCGACGACCCCGCGUCGAGCUUCGCCAGCAUCCCGGACGCCUUCUGGUGGGCGGUGGUCACCAUGACGACGGUGGGCUACGGGGACAUGCACCCGGUGACCGUCGGGGGCAAGAUCGUGGGCUCGCUGUGCGCCAUCGCCGGCGUGCUGACCAUCGCGCUGCCGGUGCCCGUCAUCGUGUCCAACUUCAACUACUUCUACCACCGCGAGACGGACGCCGACGAGCGGCCGCCGGGCGACGCCCCGCUAGCCGCCAGCUGCGACCCCCUGCCCGGCGGGGGGUCGUGCGACGAGCGGCCUCGUCCCAACAGCCGCAACUGCGUGAAUAUCACCGAGAUCUUCACGGACGUCUGAAGUGCAACACUGGGACCAAAGUAGCCACAUUAUUAUUUUUUUUUUUUUUUUUUGGGGGGGGGGGGGGA